UAUUUAUCUCUAUUAUCAUUUAAUAAUCAAACGAAAAUUCCCUUGUUGUAUUCAAAAUUAGAAUGUUCCAUUGAUGACGUAAAACACACACUUAGAAACAUUCAUUAAGACUUAUAAAACUUGUGUGCUCAGUUAUUACAUUCUAUUGGGAGUGUCAAGUUGCCUCGAGAUUAUAAGACACAAUUUGUACAACCACACACACACAAAAUCAAAUUGUCUCUCCAGUGUACAAAUUCUCUAUCCCCUUUUUAUCUUCUUUUUUCUAAUAUAAAAAUUGAUUAACCCAUUCUUAUAAACUUAGAUUGAUUAGGCAAUCAGUUCUCAUCAUGGCACUCAGACACUUUCUCAGGAACGUGAAUAGUGUUCGUUCAGUUGUUAAUGCACUGGAGGAGAGAUCUUCGUUAUUAUCGACAAAUUAUUUAUUAUUGAAAAAAACUACUAAUCAGGAUAUUAUUAAUAAUUGUGAAAUGUCGACAUUGUCGUCGAGUAAGAUUGUUGAUAUGGUUGUGCCAAAGGAAGAAGUCGAAAGAUUUAUCAGUGAAUGUAUGAAGAAAGCUGGAACAACAUCCGAGGAUGCUGAUACGGUUGCACAUCAUUUAAUGACUGCUGAUUAUCGGGGACAUUUCAGUCAUGGAUUAAAUCGAAUGACAAUGUAUGUUCAUGAAAUUAAUCAGAGAAUCACUGAUCCAACUGCAAAACCGGAAAUUAUCACUGAUUUUCAGGCCACGGCUCUAGUAUGUGGACACAACGCUCUGGGUCAGGUGGUCGGAAAAUACUGCAUGGAACUUGCAAUCGACAAAGCGGAACAAUUCGGAAUAGGAUUGGUGACCGCGAACGGUUCGAAUCACUACGGAAUUUGCGGAUACUACACCAAAAUGGCAAUGCAACGGAACAUGAUCGGUUUCACGUGCACCAACACCAGUCCCCUAAUGGCGCCAACGCGAAGUGCCCGCGCAGGUCUCGGCACAAAUCCCCUGUCGCUAGGUAUGGCAGGUUCGAAAAAUGAAGAAUUCGUCCUCGACAUGGCGACAACGGCAGUGGCUUUGGGGAAAAUUGAACUGGCGAUGAGAAAGGAGGUGAAAAUCCCCGACGGUUGGGCUUUGGAUGCAAAUGGACAACCGACGACUGAUGCUCAUGUCGCUUAUGAUAAUGCACUUCUAAUGCCUCUCGGUGGUACUGAAGAGAAUUCGGGUUACAAGGGUUAUGGUCUCGCUACAAUGGUGGAGAUUUUGUGCGGUGUCUUGAGUGGUAGUCAAUUUGGACCAAAUAUCAGGGCCUGGAGGAAGAGUGAAAAAGCUGCCGAUUUGGGACAUUGUUUCAUUGUCAUCAAUCCGGAAGUGUUCUGUCCAGGAUCUAAGGAUCGAUUGACGCAACUCGUUCAACAAUUGCGGGAUCUUCCGAACGUUGAUGAUGAGAAGCCGAUUAUGGUCGCUGGUGAUCCGGAGAGAAAUUCGAUGGCGAAAGUUGAUGCUAAUGGUGGUAUCGCGUAUCAUGAGAAUCAAAUUAAACACGCCGAGGAGUUCGCUAGGGAAAUUGGUGUUGAACCUAUGAAACUAAUUCCGAAAAAGGCUGAUUGUUGAUAUUAAACUUUUGUUUUAAAAAAAAAUCACAAAUUCUCUCUGACCUUUUACUUUUGGACCGUGUGUUCAUUUUGUACAGAACGAAAACAAAAAGUACACAAAAUACUGAAUAGUGUUUCAAAAAUUAGAAAUUUGUAAAGACUGUACAUUUUUUAAUGAUCCGUUCAUAUUUUCCUGUAUUCACGUAUUUUCCUAAAUCGAAAUUUCUGUCAAAAAGAACUGCAAUGUCAUUGUUGUAUAAUAUAUUUGUAAUGUUACAUAUUUAUUAGUCUGUUAAAAUUUUAUAAAAAAAUAUAUUUUUCUGCGAA
Molecule: messenger RNA, 1888 nt
Organism: Leptopilina heterotoma
Lineage: Eukaryota; Metazoa; Arthropoda; Insecta; Hymenoptera; Figitidae
Exons: 2
Coding region: 327-1580 (417 amino acids)
Molecular function (GO): oxidoreductase activity
Source: RefSeq, a predicted model, not a curated record